This is a messenger RNA of Gaeumannomyces tritici R3-111a-1, 1344 nucleotides long. RefSeq lists its product as hypothetical. Bases 196 to 1047 code for a protein of 283 amino acids. Gene Ontology annotation, molecular function: catalytic activity. NCBI's taxonomy places the organism in Eukaryota, Fungi, Ascomycota, Sordariomycetes, Magnaporthales, Magnaporthaceae. The record is from RefSeq and is a predicted model, not a curated record. The transcript is spliced from 4 exons.
UUCUGUAAGCAAAUGUCAUGAUGGGUCAACUGCUUGAUGGGUCUGCUUGCACCAACAUCGGCAUGACGACUCCGAAGCUCGGGCUGAUUUGCCGGCGGUGGCUCUAUCCCCCGCAGCACCCCAAUAUAGGGCAGCCCGUAGCUGAAAGGAGCAGCGGCCGUCCUCGAGAUUUUUCCUCAUCACCAACAACUCACAAUGGCCAGCUGGACCCGUUUGAUCCGCUUCAUCGCCGUCGAGGACGGCCUCGUCCACCUGGGCGAGGUCGACGCCGGGAUCGACGUUGGCCUCGCGACGUUUGAGAAGAAGACGGUGCAGGCCAAGGUCAUCACGGGCUCUGUAUUCGACGGCGUCGUGACCGACAAGGUCCUGACCGUGUCGCAGCUGCUCUCCCCACUCGACAGGUCCGAAGUCCCCCUCAUUCGCUGCCUCGGGCUCAACUACCACGACCACGCCAAGGAGGCCAACAUGCCGGUGCCUGAGCACCCGGUCCUCUUCAUCAAGCCGCGCACCGCGCUCAGCGGCCCGUACCCGCAAAAGAUCUCGAUCCCCAAGUUUGUGCAGGACGAGACGACCGACUACGAGGCGGAACUGACGCUCGUCAUCGCCAAGGACGGCCGCGACAUCCCCGAGGACAAGGCCAUGGAGUACGUGCUGGGCUACACGGCCGGCAACGACGUCAGCGCCAGGACGGAGCAGUUCCGCAACAGCCAGUGGUGCUUCUCCAAGGGCCUGGACGCCUCGGCCCCCAUCGGCCCCAUUCUGAUAGCGGCCUCGGAGAUGGACCCGCACAACGUGGCCAUCAAGUCGACCCUGGGCGGCCAGACGGUUCAGGACUCGCACACUCGUGAGAUGAUAUUUUCGGUCGCCAAGACCAUCGCCUUCCUCUCGCAGGGCACGACCCUGGAGCGCGGCACCGUCAUCAUGCUGGGCACCCCGCCCGGCGUCGGCGCCAUGCGCAAGCCGCGCGUGUGGCUGAAGCACGGCGACGACAUGCGCGUGUACAUUGAUGGCAUUGGCACGUUGAUCAACGAGGUGUACUACGAGUAGCUAGUCUAGAAUAGACGCAUCAAGCAUCCCAUUAAUCAGCCAGAUGCAUAUUGUCGGCUGCAUUUGCAUGAGAGUUGCAUCGUGACGGUGUUAAGGCAUCGGCGAUAUGUACGGCGCCAUGUCAGCAAGCUGUGGGGCCCACCCCGUUUUAGGAAUUUUGAACGAGGUGCCGGCGCGUCACGAUAUUAUCCGGGGGCAGCAAGAGCGAGGAUAGCAAGAGCAAGUAGGCAGUAGCAAUGUCAGCCGCUAGGCUUGUAGGGAAGGUUGGGAGUGGUGAAUGUUACCUUAUGGCCGACG